Molecule: messenger RNA, 1111 nt
Organism: Ostrea edulis (European flat oyster)
Lineage: Eukaryota; Metazoa; Mollusca; Bivalvia; Ostreida; Ostreidae
Product: fibrinogen C domain-containing protein 1-like
Exons: 4
Coding region: 550-1035 (161 amino acids)
Source: RefSeq, a predicted model, not a curated record
UGCCAAUUACCCAACUGACAUUGAACGUUAUUUCAGUGUUGAAAUAGAGAGUAUUAGUUACAACGUUUAGCAACUCUUAUUGAGAGCUUCGUUGAACGUUAGGGCCUCCGUGGCCGAGUGGUUACAGCAUCACGCUCAAAAUCACACGGCCUCUCAUCUCUGGUCGGCGGCGCGGGUUCGAAUCCCGCUCGCGCUGAUAAGUGAGAAAGUUUCCCAGUUUACUUUCGGAAGGUCGGUGGUCUCUUCGCAGGUACCUUGUACAAGAUCUGGGUUCUCUCUUCCACCAAUAAAAAGUGGGUGCCACCAGAUAACUGAAAAAUCAAUCAAUCGUCUAACGUUAAACCCCAUUGUUUAUUGCAAUGUUGUAGAUGAAAUAUUUUUUGAGUGUUCAAUGUUCUUUAUUAUUUCAACGUUGCUUUAACUUUCAUGUGCAACCAAACUUAAACCUUGAUUCAACAUGGAAAUGUCCGUUGGGAGGAAAACUCCAUAGAAUGUGAAUGGAGGAUAUUGGAGGUCUAUAAAAUCAUCCAAAUAAGACAAUAUGGAUCUAUGGAUUUUUAUAAAUCCUGGGCCAACUACAAAGAAGGAUUUGGAAACACAUGUUAUGACUACUGGAUUGGAAAUGAUGUCAUCAGUUCUUUGACCAGUGAAAUGAAUCAUGAGCUGCACAUUGGAGUUUUAGGAUCUGAUUGUGAUCAAGCAUAUGUAAGGUAUUCAUCAUUUCACGUCGGGGAUGAGGACAGUGGAUACCCUAUCACUGUGUCAGGCUAUUCAGGGGAGGCGGGGGACAGUUUCCGCGACAACAAUGGGAUGAAGUUUUCAACAUUUGACCGCGAUAAUGACGAGGACGCCAACAUACACUGCGCAAAAGAGCGUCAGGGAGCCUGGUGGUACAAAAAUUGUUACGACUCAAGCCUGAACGGGAAGUUCGUGCAGUCUGCUGAGACUGGUCUGAGCUACAUGACCUGGUGGGCAUGGAAGGAGAAAUCUGUAGCUUUACAUGGGUCUUUAAUGAUGAUCAGACCCAAUGUCUAAAAAUAAUGCAUUGUGUUCUAUAGGUACAUGUACCAUUCUUUCUAAUAAAACAGUUAAUCUAUAUAGAAUGGAAAAA